Molecule: messenger RNA, 1529 nt
Organism: Amyelois transitella
Lineage: Eukaryota; Metazoa; Arthropoda; Insecta; Lepidoptera; Pyralidae
Gene: Spf30
Product: survival of motor neuron-related-splicing factor 30
Exons: 4
Coding region: 110-832 (240 amino acids)
Cellular component (GO): nucleus
Source: RefSeq, a predicted model, not a curated record
CCACAGAUUAUACUAUUCGUUCUAUACUUCUUUAGUGUUAAUGAAGUGUGUUGAUGGUCAAGAGGGUUAAAAUAAAUAUUUUUAUCAUAAUUUGCUUGCAGUUUCAGCCAUGGCUGAAGAUUUAAGAAAUUACAAAUUGCAACUGCAACAGGUGGAGGCUGCAUUACUCACUGAUCCUCAAAAUGAAGAGCUGCUGAAAUUAAAAGCUGAUUUAGAAGAAGUAAUUGAGUUGACAAAAGAUCUUAUUAAAACUCAAGAUGGUGACUCCAAAGUGACAAAUUUUCAUAGUUCUAGUAAUGAUGAUGAUGUUACAGCGUCCCUGCUGGCGGCCGAGGAAGCUGAGGCUGGGGAAAGGUCAUAUCCAAGUUGGCGUGUUGGUGAAAAAUGCUUAGCGAAAUGGAGAUCUGAUGGAAUGUACUAUGAAGCUGUAAUUGAAGAGAUUGGCCCUGAAAAUUUUAAAGUUAGGUUUGAUGGUUACAAUACAUUAGAAACUGUGGCUAUUGGUGACAUCAAAGCAUUAGGAUCAGGCAUAAAGAGGCCGCUAAGCGGAGAUGAAAGCAAGCACGGUAAAGGCUACAACAGGGAGUACUUAAAAAAGAAAAAACAAAAAAAGCAGCAAAGGUUUAAACAAAUUGAAGAAGAAAGGGAGAGUGAGAAAAAUAAAUGGUUGUCUUUUCAUUCCAAAGCUUCUAAAAAGGCUGGAAUAAAAGGAAAAAGUAUAUUUGCAUCACCGGAUAACUUGACUGGCAGAGUUGGCAUUGGAACUUGUGGUAUAUCUGGAAGACCAAUGACUGAAUAUACUCCUGGAGAAAAGUGGAAGAAAGGUGGAUAAUGCUAAAAGUGAUAUUUAAAAUACUUAGGUUUAGUUUAUUGCUAAUAGUUUACAAUAGGGGUGAUGACAAGGUCUUAAAACAAUGUAAUUAGUUAAUAACAUGAUAGACACAUUACGUAAAUUUUUGGAUUCAAUUUUGACUCCAAUGUCCAUCAUAAAAAUUCAAAAAUAUUUAGAACUAACUAUGCAUCAGUGAAUAAAAAAAAAUGGAGCAACUUUAGGCUAACUUAAGGCAUCAUGAGCUAAACGCAAUUACAUAUUAAGGAAGCAGCCAAACAAAAAAGGUUCAUAACGCGAACAAGAAACUCAGGUACGUCAACCUUGAACAGCGUUUUGCACUUGCCAAAGUAAGAGCGAGAUCAACAUCAUUAUAAUGUCAUGCAAUUUUUACUUUAAGGAUGCGAUUAUUUCACCAAUGUUUUAGUUGUUGUGAAGAAUUUGUGGUAUUUAUUGAUUUUGCUAUAAAUAGCGAAGCAAAAAGUUGUCAUCAUGCCUAUUAUACUAACAACAUAUUAAAAUUAAAUACCUAGUUACAUAGUGUCACUCUUAAGACUGCAACUGUAAAUAUUUAUUAGGUAGAUAUACUACAAAAGCUAUAAGUACUGUAAAUACACUCAAGGCUUAUCAUAUUUUCCAUAUUUGUUUGGACUGCAAAUACACCAAUACAGUUUAUAAUAAUAAAUUUCGUGGAAUUGUA